UCCAGACGCCUGACUGAGUGCGGCGGUUCUUUCCCGAUAGCUCGGAUGCCAGUGCACGGAGGGGUCUGCCGAAACAAACACGCACACAUACCCAAGCGAAGCCGAAUCGGAGAGAAGACCGAUGCAUAUUCAAACGGACACUCAGGUGUAAGUGAUGCUACUACAAGUUAAAGUCCUGGAAGUAAAACCGCAGCAGAUUGGGAAUAAACGGAUAGGAGAUCGGCGUUCCUCGCAGAGCGCACUCGCAUCAUUUGGAAUACAGAGACGCAUCGUGGAAUUACUGGAGCCCUCAAUUUCUGAACUGAAGUCAAGCCAUUUUCUAUAGCACAUUUUUGUUGGAUUUAUUUAAUUUACCCCCUUUUUGGUAUUUUUAUUUUCUGCUGUUGUGUUUCAUUAGGCUUUCUUUACCCGCUUAUAUUCUAAUGUUGAGCAUCUACCCCUUUCAUUUUUUUAUUUUCUCAUCUUCUGAAAAUAGCCUGGGUUCGUCUUCGCGAGGGUAGAUUGUAGCGAAAUAUACUCGAUCUCUCAAACUGUGUCGUGUCAUGGAUGGCAAAUUUCACUUGCAUCUACGGAUCAAAUCGAGGAAUAUAGAAUAACUACUGCUGACAGAGACAAGGACAAAUGACAUAGGAUGAACACUGCUGGUCAUCUCUGUCUGUCUGUGCUGUCGUACCUUUUCGCACUGGCCUGGGCCGUGGAGCCACUGGGUCAGGCUGCCCCCUGCUCCUCUCUGGUGGCCGGGGUCUUGUACGGCUCCUUCUCGCUCAGGGACCUCUUUCCCAGCCCGUCGGCUCUGGCAUCCGGUUGCUCCUGGACUGUGGAGAACCCUGACCCCACCAAGUACUCUCUCUAUUUCCGUUUCAAUCGCCAUGCCGGCGCCUGUUUAGCUUUUUCCCCUCUAGUGCUGCCCCUGGACCACUACCUCUCGAAUCAGACUUGUGGCCCUCCGGAUCAGCCCUAUCCUUCGGACCCUGAAGCCGUUGAACUCUGCACGGUUCCCGGACCACACACCUUCCUGCAGUUUGAUAAGAACUUUGUGCAGUUGUGCCUGACCGCUCACCCCAGCGCGGAUAACAACAGCGAUGACGCGUCUGAGGUUCAGGCCGCUUUGACGGCGGAAACCCUUGACUUUCGGCUCGUAGAGGUUUUGCUCAUCAACAACGAGAACUCAAGUCAGUUUACCUGUGGAGUCCUGUGCCGAUGGUUCGAGGAAUGUUUGCAUGUCGGCUCGGGAUGGGAGAUGGAGAGCUGCAGUAUCACGCAAACGGGUUGCGUGUGCCCGAAUGCUGCACCUCCGGUCUCGCUUCGGCCCACUACACCCCAAAACAACUCUUUGGAUCCCAGUGCUAGUGUGUUGCAAUCACCACCCGACGACUGUUGUGUCACACAGCUGCAUUCAAAGAACGGCAUCGCUAUAGCGCCAAGGGAUGUCCGGCAAGAACCUGAUGAGGAUGAGCAGAAGGUGAAGACGCAGAGGCCACGGUCAGCUGACCAGCCAGGUGUGUUCCAGGCUCAAACAGGUGACCCAGCAGCAGAGGAAUGGUCUCAGUGGAGCGUGUGUUCGCUGACAUGUGGGCAGGGUUGGCAGGUUCGUUCUCGUUCGUGUGUGUCCUCACCGUACGGGACCCUCUGCAGCGGCCCGCUGAGAGAGACCCGACUAUGUAACAAUACUGCCACCUGCCCAGGUGAGCCGCAGAAUCAAGCAGUAGAGGGGCAGUGGUUGGACUGGGCGGCCUGGUCUCAGUGCUCUGUUACCUGUGGUUCCGGCACUCAACAGAGACAGCGGCGAUGCAGUGUGUCGGUGCACGGCUGGGCAGAGUGCAAAGGGCCGCAUGCGGAAACUCGCGAGUGCACAAACCCAUCUUGUGGAGGUGGAGGUAACUGGGGAGCUUGGAAUCACUGGAGUCUUUGCUCCAAAACCUGCGAUUCCGGUUGGCAGCGGCGUUUCCGGAUGUGCGAGGGCACAGGCAUCCAGGGUUACCCUUGCGAUGGCUCAGGAGACGAAGUGCGUGCCUGCAAUGACAAGAAGUGCCCAGCGCCUCAUGAAAUCUGUAAAGAUGAGUACCAAGAAUCCACGACAUGGAAGAGAGCCUCAGCUGGAGAGACUAUAUAUAACAAAUGUCCAUCAAAUGCCACUGGAUCUGCUAGUCGUCGAUGUUUGCUGGACGUUAAUGGAGUUGCUUACUGGGGUCCUCCGAGCUUCGCCCGAUGUGUCUCACUUGAAUAUAGAUAUUUACAUUUAUCUUUGCGAGAACAUCUUGCGAAGGGUCAGAGGACCCUGGCAGGGGAGGGCAUGUCUCAGAUCGUGAGGAGUCUCCUGGAGUUAAUGUCCCGUAAGAAUUAUUAUAGCGGCGACCUCUUAUUCUCCGUGGAGAUUCUCCGAAAUGUGACGGACACCUUCAAGCGAGCAACCUACAUCCCAGCUCCUGACGACGUGCAGAAAUUCUUCCAGAUUGUCAGCUUAAUGUUGGACAUUGAAAACCUUGAGAAGUGGGAAGACGCUCACCAGGUCUCUCCAGGUGCUGUGUUGCUGAUGCGAGUCAUCGAAGACUUUAUUCAUCUAAUUGGAGAGGCUCAGAAACCGUUCCAAAGCUUUCUGGUUGUCACCAACAACCUCAUUAUCACUAUCCAGAGAGAGCCGGUUUCGGCUGUUUCCAGCGACAUCAAUUUCCCUAUGAAGGGAAGGAGAGGGAUGAAAGACUGGGCACGAUCCGCAGAUGACAAACUCUUCAUCCCUAAAGAAAUGUUCACCCUAUCUUCAGAUGAAUCAGAUGACACCCCAUACUUUGUCAUUGGAGCGAUCCUGUAUCGCACCCUAGGCCUCAUAAUGCCUCCACCCAAAGAUCCGUUUGUGAUCACCUCAAAGAUUCUGACAGUAACGGUGCGCCCCUUACCCAAACCCACCGAGCCGCUGGUAUCAGUGGAACUUGCCCCUUUGCUGAACGGUACUGUUGAUCCUCAGUGUGUCGUCUGGGACUACGGAGACCCAGAAACUGGCGAGGAAAACUGGGACGCAGAGAGUUGCCAAACGCUCCCAUCGCCGGCAGUCUCCCACACCAAAUGUCUGUGCAGCAAGCUGUCCACCUUCGCAGUUUUAGCGCAGAAAGCUAAAGAACCGGGUAUGGGACCCUCUAGUAUGCCGUCUGUGCCCCUCAUGGUGGGCUGUGGCAUAUCCUGCACGGCUCUACUCAUUCUGCUGCUUAUCUACGCUGCCUUUUGGAGAUACAUCCGUUCCGAAAGGUCCAUAAUCUUGGUGAACUUCUGCAUGUCCAUACUGGCCUCAAAUGUGCUUAUACUGGUAGGACAGUCCCAAACUCUCAGUAAGGGGCUGUGCACUGUGACUGCUGCCUUCUUGCACUUCUUCUUUCUGGCCUCUUUCUGCUGGGUACUGACGGAGGCGUGGCAAUCCUACCUGGCCGUGAUUGGCAAGAUGAGGUCCCGCCUCAUUCGCAAGCGUUUCCUGUGCCUGGGCUGGGGUCUGCCUGCCCUUGUGGUUGCUGUGUCGGUGGGCUUCACCCGGGCUAGAGGUUACGGCACAGCGAAUUACUGCUGGUUGUCUCUGGAAGGUGGUCUGCUCUAUGCAUUUGUUGGGCCUGCUGCCGUCAUUGUACUGGUCAACAUGCUAAUUGGAAUAGUGGUUUUCAACAAGCUCAUGUCUAGAGAUGGCAUUUCAGACAAGUCCAAAAAGCAAAGAGCAGGCCCGCCGCUGGAAGCACGUAGCAAGAUGCUCCUGAAAUGCUCCAAGUGUGGGGUGAUCUCCAGUACCGCCCUGUCCAGCUCUACCGCCAGCAGCGCCAUGGCGUCUUUAUGGAGCUCUUGUGUGGUUCUCCCCCUGUUGGCUCUUACGUGGAUGUCAGCAGUGCUGGCCAUCACAGACCGCCGCUCGACCAUGUUUCAGGUUCUCUUCGCCGUCUUUGACUCAGUCCAAGGCUUUGUUAUCAUCACCGUCCACUGCGCCAUGCGCCGAGAGGUGCAGGAUGCAGUACGCUGCAGGAUGGGUGGCUGCAAAGACGACAGUGAAAAUUCUCCAGACUCCUGCAAGAACGGCCAGGUGCAGAUCAUGACGGACUUUGAAAAAGAUGUGGAUUUGGCCUGUCAAACGGUCAUCUUCAAAGAGGUGAAUACCUGUAAUCCCGCUACCAUAACUGGCACCCUGUCCCGCAUUUCCCUGGAUGAUGAGGACGACCCCAAGUUGGCGGCCCACCAGGAAGGAGUCAAUUUCAGCAGCUUGCCGGGCAACAUCCCACCGCCUAACCUCUUGGUGCAGGUGCCUCCGCUGGGUCCCCUAAACGAGCUCAGCGAGCAGUCGCUGAAAAAGGACAUCAACGUGGAGCAACAAGGUCAACACCAUCGAUCCGGACCCAUCUACUUGUGUACUGAGAGUGGGCUGGGCUGGGCCAGACCGAACCCUCCUACCACCCAAGAUUCAGCUGGUGGCGGGGAAGGGGACUACAUGGUUCUACCACGUCGGACAGUUAGUCUCAAACCCCCUCCUCCACCUCAGGAUGAGGGCAAACCCCUAAACAUUACACUAGAAGAUCCACCCUUUCCCCCACCCCCCUCACCCAUGACUCUACAUCCAGCCGAGAGCGAGGCAUACCCAGCUGACUUUGCAACCGUAGACCACAUCAGCAUGAACCUAAACCGCUCCUACGGCACGCUGAAACAGCUGCCGGCACACGCCGGACACACACACUCCCACACCAAUGCUCAUACCCUGCAGGUCAAGCAGAAUCGACCCUCUGUCCGACAGAUCCUCACGUCAGGGACGGUGGAGCGUACCAGAACCCUUCCACGCAACCUGGGCAGCACCAACACCAACGUCUCAGCUGGAUCUUUGGAAGUGCUCGAGGAUGUGCUGUUGAUUGAUGGUGUCUUCUCUCCCCCCUCCCCCUUCCCCCAGAGGAAAAGGGUUCGGUACUCUGAGCUGGACUUUGAGAAAGUGAUGCACACUCGCAAAAGACACUCAGAGCUGUACCAUGAACUCAACCACUCCACCAAGUUCCACACCAUAGACAGGUAUAACAGGGACCCUGCCAUGUCCUCCUUUAAGGACAAAUCCACCACAGACGACCAGCGAUCUUGGGACAGCUUUAAGACCAUGAUCCCCGAGCAGUCUUGCGGCAGCAGUGAACACAAGGACAGGCUGGAGUUACUCAGUAAAGCCUGGGACACUUCCUCCGCCAUCACGCCCGACACAUCCGAAGGAGACUUCCAGACUGAAGUGUGAACGAACAUCGUCCGCAAACUGAGUGAAAACGAAACUCUCUUACAUACACUGUCGGUGAUCUUGAGCAGGACGUGCUCUUAAGGAAUCUGUACUUGUUUACAGGUGUGAGGACAGAUCACAGAAGAAGCUCUAUUCUAUAUUUUCACACAGAGACAUUAAAUGAACGCGUGGGGCUGGGAGUGUAUGGUAAAACAUUUUUAACAAACUGUUUCUGAAAUGUCUUGAUUUUAUUCCAGAGAAGAUUCUCUUUCACCUGUUUGAUGAUUUAGGACUUUUAAAAAAAAGAGUAAUAUUUCUGCACCCUUCUUUUUAUAGCGGAACAAAAAAAAACGGUACUGAUGAUUCGCACACUGUUGAACCCCCUAGGGUUUAUCCUCUUUUCGUUCCUUGGAUGAUUCUGGUUCCGUUUUCAUUUCGGUUUCUUUAUUUUUCGGGGAGAGAGAGAGGAAGUCUUGAAAGCGUUCAUUAAUAUGUGCCAUCCUCUGCUUUUCAUCCCUGCAUCAGGCGUAUGUACUCACAACCUUAUUCUUUUAGCUUUGAGUUAUGUUUUUUCAAUAUUUUAAUUUUGAGUCUUUGUCUGAUCUUGGAUGUUUUCUAAAAAAAAAUAUUGGAUAAAAAACAAAUUACUUAAACUUCAGGUAUCAUGUUUUUUUGGGUGCACUGGUAAAGAAUUUAGGCCUUUGUAUUUUCAUAAUCAUGUGACUGAUGUUGGACAGGACAAUGAUGACGUCAAAUUUGCAACUGCACACUAGGAACACAGUUUUCAUCCUUUGCUGUAAAAGCAUUCAGUCCUCCACAAAACAACAAGAGAAAUCACAAUCCUUUUCCCUGGUUAUUUCCCGCUGUUUUCCAGCAGCUUCAUUAUUCCAGAAACGCUUUACACAGUAAGACACAGACACGCCUUAUGUCUGAGAACUAAAUUUAAAGAAGUGUUGGUGGUAACCAUUACUUUUUCAUUUUGAUCAUCCAACACAAAGCUCUGUUUUGAGAGAUGGUGCUAGGUUUCCAUGUUUAAGCUCUCUCUUCUAUUUUGUGUUGUGUUGCGCUCAUGCAGAAAGAAGCGGUUUGUGUUGUUUUCAUUUGAAUCCAAUGCUCUGUUCCAAAACCUAAUGAGCUGCCUACGGAAGAAGCGUUUUAAGGCAUCAUAAGCUCGCUCUUAACAUGGAGGCUGUUCUAAAAGGCUGGCAACUUAAUUAUGCUGCUUUUUCCCCCCACAUUCAUACCUGUUUAUACCAAAAACGUUAACUAUUAAGAUCACCAUGGUAGCGUAAGUAUGUUGUGCUUAUUUUACUCUUUAAUAUUACAGGUUCCAUUUUAAGUGCGAGUCCUUUGAAAUUCAAAUCGAUUUUGAUUGGCUGUCAAUGUCUUAUCUCUCAUCGUCUGGAAAAUCUCUUUAAAAAGGCAUCCCGACUUCACUAUUCUCUUGAAUUGAAGAAUAUUUUUAGUAAUAUUAGUCAUUCUGUGUGUGAAUGCCCUAAAGUCAGACUUUUUUUAUGGAACACUACAGUGUUUAUUAUAAAUUAAUUAUCUGUCUGGAUCUUUUUUUAUUCACAUGCUCUCAUCAUUUUUAAUUCAAAUCUUUACUUUCGCUCUAGAGUGAUGAUCAUUCAAAUACGUCACUAUAAUGAAGUAAAGUCAAUCAUGACUUUCGGUUUAUGAGGACUUUGAAGCAGUACUGCAUUGUUAUUUGUGAAGAAAGCAAUUCCACAAUGACAACAAAUCCUAGAAAGCCAUUCGAUACUAAAAAAACACAGUUAAGAGAAACUUUUUCACCCAAUCUUGCUUGAUUAUUUCAGCGUAAGCAUAGCAAGUAAAGCAAUAAUUGUACGGCUUGCAGCCUAUCUAGAGUGUUGCAACUAAUCCCCAUCUGACUUAAAAGACAGCUGUCUAUGCAGACAGCUCUCGAGGUUUUGCAACAGAGCUCCAGUGUAUAUUUCCAAUGUGUUACCCAGUCAGCUCAAAUUGAUUCUGAUUAUAUUUCUGCACUCCGACUGCAGAAGUUUGACAGUUGGCUUAAUGCUAAGCAGUCUGCAGAGGUCAUCUUUGCCAACCCAUUCCUCUUUACAACCAGUUCAUUAGUUGUGUUGGCUGAUGUAACGGCACAUGGAGAGUUAGAGCCAGAGAGCGAGGGAGACUGAAGGAGAGAGAGAGGUGUGGUAAUUAUCUUGGGGGAAUAACGAUUUGUCCUGACAUUCUCUUACUUGGCGCAAUUUUUAUCUGCUCAAAGAUCCCUGAAGUCAGCACAUCAUAUAGACACAGAUGGUAGGACAAGAGCAUGCCAUUUUAGCCUUUGGAAGUAAUUCGCACUAAUGGGGUACACCAGCUCCUCGCCUCCCAUGAAAUGUCUUCAAACCAAUGUGGCAGUUAAAAGUUUGCUUCUAUUUUCUUAACCAUGGGUCAAGACCGACAUUAGUGUCAAACAUUGAAAGAUAUGAGUUUUAAGGCAAUGAAUGUUUGGGAUUCAAGGCUUAGUUGACAAGUGAGGUCAUUGUGAAACACUUUAAGCAGUUGUAAGUUUGACUUGACUACAGUAUUAAAACCCAACAGGUAAGUAAUCUGUUUCAAUUCUGCAAGAAGUUGCUGUCUGCAACCACAUAGUUGUACGCAAAUCCUGCUACAUUUACUAUGUCUGUUUUAUUUUCCUUUCUAUUUUUUCUGAUGCAUUUUAAAGAUUUGUCAUUCUCCUCUGUAGACGUUUACAGAGCCCUACUGAGAGUAGCAUUACACCCCACAUUUUCCAAAAUGUAUUGAAAAGAUUUCUGUAUUGCUCUUUAAAAUCAGAACGGCUUUACAGUCACAUGAAAUUGAGAUAUGUAUUUUGAAUAUGUGCUUUGUGAGGAGGAUUACAUUCACUUUAAAAAAAUGUAUGGCGUACAGGCGGACCUGUUGAAAUUUGAAUGGGUUCCCCUGGACUUUCUGAUCUAUGGGACGUUUUCUUCACGACUUGUAAUGUUUUGAUCCUCCCCCUGACAGCACACACAAUCCCAUUGGCUAAAGAAGACAGCUUUCAGAGAAUCCUCCUCGCAGCAUUCAAGUUUUUAUACAUAAGAUUGUAAAAAUUAGUCCUCUACUGUUUUCAUAGAGUGUCUUUUUAUAUGAAAAUAAAUUUUCAAACUGA
This is a messenger RNA of Triplophysa dalaica, 8348 nucleotides long. It is a transcript of the gene adgrb2, whose product is annotated as adhesion G protein-coupled receptor B2. The transcript has 30 exons. NCBI's taxonomy places the organism in Eukaryota, Metazoa, Chordata, Actinopteri, Cypriniformes, Nemacheilidae. Gene Ontology annotation, cellular component: plasma membrane. The record is from RefSeq and is a predicted model, not a curated record. The coding region runs from base 632 to 5230 and encodes 1532 amino acids. Gene Ontology annotation, biological process: peripheral nervous system development; adenylate cyclase-activating G protein-coupled receptor signaling pathway; negative regulation of angiogenesis. Gene Ontology annotation, molecular function: G protein-coupled receptor activity.